CUCAGCGCGGCUCGGUGCUCACGAUUCGCCGCUUAGCGAGAUGUCCUUCUCCCUGUUCAAGCGCGAGUCGGCGGGCGAGAUCCACAUCGAGCCGGCCGACUUCGAGUGGCUAAGCGACUAUUUGCACCAGGACGAGCGGAUCUCCACCUCGCCGGUCCUGCCGCUGCCGUCGCAAACGCUUCUAGGCGGAAGCAAGCACCUGAGUGAAAAGCAAGCGCUGCUCUCGCCGCUGUCGCCAGCCUUCUUCAAGCUUGACCGCGGAGACGACCCCUCCGUCUCCCUGCGCAAGGCGGAGUGGCGGCCCGACGAGGACCUCGUCAUCCUCGCAACUUUCCGCCGCCUCGGCACGCAGUGGGGCCGGAUUGCUGCCCAGCUGCCCGGCCGGACGUCGGACGGAGUUCGGAACCGGUGGCACAGGCUGUAACGGAGGCACGGACUCGGUGAGUCGCUCGAGGGCCGCCGCGCGCUCGACGAGCUGCUGCUUUCGUGCGGGAUCGACAAGAACUGGAUGCCGCCGUCCGACCCGCUCGUGUCGCUCGACGAGGAUGAGAAGAAUGCCGACCACGGGCGCACCAUGUGGACGACGGAGGAGGACGCGAUUAUUCGCGAGGGCGUGCGCCAGCACGGCUUCAAGUGGCGCCAGAUCGCCGCCUCGCUGCCCGGCCGCUCCGACUCGUCUGUCCGCAACCGCUGGAGGCGGCUCGAAAAAGAGCAAGGAGGCGCCAGCCCAGACUCAAAGGUGGAGGGCGACGAGUCCGCCGGCGAGGGCUCGCCCGCCUCGCCCGCGCUCUCGCCCCUUCGCGCCGACUCCGCCGCCGCCGCCGCCGCCGAUUCGCAGCUCUUCAGCCCUCCCAAGCGGCAGCGCACCGUGGACGCUGCCAUGCCGUCUGGCGCCGCCGCAGCGGCAGUUCCCGUCGGCCCACCGAUCCGCCGCGCCGUCACCGCGCCGGCGGGGGCGGGGGCGCCGCUGAGGCCACGCCCGGCGCCCGUCCGCGUCGACAGCGACCUCGUCGACCUCGUCAACGUGGCGGUCGAGGAGGAGUGGUCGCCGCUGCGCGAUCUGGCGCGCACUCUCGAAGACUUCCCCGACUACGCGCCGGGCGAGCCCUCCACGAGCGGCGCACGCGAGCCGUCGCCGUUCCGCGACCAGUCCAUCAUGUCGGCGCUCAGCUCCUCCUCCACGGCGGUCAACUCUGACCACGACGACGACGACGACGCCGACGGCGCGAAUCGCAAGCGUUUCCGGCCGAUGUGGACCGGCGAGGAGGACAUGUUCAUCGUGCGCUACGUCGAGCAGCACGGACGGCUCUGGUCAAAGAUCGCGGAGCUGAUGGAGGGCCGAUCGCACCGCGCCGUCCGCAACCGCUGGCUACGCAUGCAGAAGGGCCAGGCCACGCGCGAGAAACGCGGCCCCGACAACGGCUACCGCUGCCGCCGCUGUGGCGAGCUCAAGCUGGGCCACAUCUGCUCUGCGGGCAUGGCGACGCCGCCCAACCCGCCCUCGUUCAACCUGUGACUUGAGCACACCCUGCAACUAUUGUCCGAGGCCGACGCCGCGCGGUCCCGGACUCUGAUCUCGGCCGCCCGAUCUAUGCGACCCAACCUCGAGCGACAUCGUCAACAUCCAUGGUAGAUCGACCUCCGCCGAGACCUUUCUACGUCCGCGGCUCUCUCUCCCUCUGUCAAUACUCUCUGUCAGAACCCCUUCGCCCAUCGAGGCGGCCAUCGCGACCCGGACCCUCAACCCGGCGAGCUCAAGCUGGACCCUCAGCCCGGCUCGCGAUGGAUUCAAUUAAUCCGCUCUCCCCCCCUCCCCCCCCUGGGCCUGGCGGCCGAGCGCGGGCGGGUGAGUUCUUUAGUUCUUUUGGUUUUGCGCGUCGAGCCUGUCUCUGCUGCGUGA
Molecule: messenger RNA, 1900 nt
Organism: Emiliania huxleyi CCMP1516
Lineage: Eukaryota; Haptophyta; Isochrysidales; Noelaerhabdaceae
Exons: 2
Coding region: 509-1516 (335 amino acids)
Biological process (GO): regulation of DNA-templated transcription
Cellular component (GO): nucleus
Molecular function (GO): DNA-binding transcription factor activity, RNA polymerase II-specific; RNA polymerase II cis-regulatory region sequence-specific DNA binding
Source: RefSeq, a predicted model, not a curated record